UCGCUAUCCCCUGCCUCCUCCAUUUCCAGCUCCACCACCUCUCGCCGGCUCCCCUCCCCCUCCCCUCCUCUCUCGCCGGCCACCGCCGGGCCGUACAGAAUGGUGGCGCCGGCUGCCGUCUCCACCUUCUCCUCCUCCUCCUCCUCCUCCUCGUCUUCCUAUUCCGUGGCACCCAGAACCCACCGCCGCGGCCUCCUCAGCGCCCGUGCGCCGCUGCCGCCGGCCCGGACCGUCGCCUCCUCCCGCACGCCGCUGGUCGUGUCCAGCCCGCCGCCCACGCCCGCCCCCGCUCCGGGGCACGCCAAGGUCGAUCGCUCCGGCCGCUUCUGCAGCCCCCGCGCCGCGCGCGAGCUCGCGCUGAUGGUCUCCUACGCGGCGUGCCUGGAGGGCGCCGACGUGGUGCGGCACUUCGACCGCCGGGUGGCCGCGAGAAGAGAGCCUGGGUAUGUUUUCAACAAGGCGUGCGUGCAGAGUUACAAUUUCAUGAGCUUCUGUGGGGGGCCUCUGGAGGUUGCGACGGAGGAGGAGGCCGAGAAGCUCAUGAGUCAGAAUGAGAAGGAUUCGGCAAACGAGGCAGAAGUUCUUUCAGCUCCUCCAAGGCUGGUGUACAACAAUUUUGUGUUACGAUUGGCCCGGGACAUGUUAGUGGCAGUUGCCAGCGGAUGGGAUCAGCAUGUUGAAGUUAUCAACAAAAUAAUUCCCCAACAUUGGAAGGAUGAACCUGUUGCAAGGAUCCUAGAACUUUGCAUUCUUCAUAUUGCCAUGGCAGAGAUGACAUCGAAAGGAACUCCUCACAAAGUUGCAAUUAAUGAGGCGGUAGAUCUGGCAAAGCGGUUUUGUGAUGGAGGUGCUCCUCGGGUAAUCAACGGAUGCCUUCGAACCUAUGUAAAGGAUCACAUGAGCAAUGGCAAUAGUCAGGCAGCUGAACUAAAGCCAUAAAGUUUCUGUAAAUAUGUAUUGCAAAGGCGGUUCAAACUGGUCCUGGCUUGAAAAAAAAAAGGAUUGACAGUUGAAACUACAGAAGCAUGGAGAAAACCUAGCUCUGUUCUGCCAAUCCCAUUCAGGGUGAACCCGAAAUUAGGCAAAGAAGCUGGGCUUGCGAAGAUCUAGAAAUAUCCUCAAAUGUUUCACUGGUCAUUACUCCAGAAGCACGACCUAUAUGCUGAUGAUGCACACUCACCGAAAGCAACUGAGGGAUACUUACUAUUUCUAACAGCUUUUGCACUCGCUAAACCCUGUGGUUCAUUGGAUGACAAGUGUUGUAAACUUUGUGUGAAUGUAAGAUUGUACAUCUGCUGAACUUGUAGCGCCAUGCCGGUUCUGCUCAAUAGUUAGAAAGGCGGAAUUUAGAGAGGAUAUUUGUAAGAUACAUGCCGGUUCUGCUCUAAUGUUUGGAUACAAUAGUUUGUAACUUUA
Molecule: messenger RNA, 1416 nt
Organism: Triticum urartu
Lineage: Eukaryota; Viridiplantae; Streptophyta; Magnoliopsida; Poales; Poaceae
Product: antitermination NusB domain-containing protein
Biological process (GO): DNA-templated transcription termination; regulation of DNA-templated transcription
Cellular component (GO): chloroplast
Molecular function (GO): RNA binding
Source: RefSeq, a predicted model, not a curated record